Messenger RNA from Trifolium pratense (red clover), 1168 nucleotides. RefSeq names its product WAT1-related protein At3g28050-like. The record is from RefSeq and is a predicted model, not a curated record. The transcript is spliced from 5 exons. NCBI's taxonomy places the organism in Eukaryota, Viridiplantae, Streptophyta, Magnoliopsida, Fabales, Fabaceae. Gene Ontology annotation, molecular function: transmembrane transporter activity. Bases 68 to 880 code for a protein of 270 amino acids. Gene Ontology annotation, cellular component: plasma membrane.
AAUUUUUUUCAUCUUCUUCUUUUUUAACAAUUUAUGCAUAUAUGCUAAUAUCACAAGAAUUGUUAUUAUGUUUAUUUUCAGUUAUUUGGCUCAGGUUUGUGGAUAUGUUGGGAUUUAUUAUAGCUCAUCAACACUUGCUACAGCUAUGCGUAAUCUUGUUCCUGGUUUUACCUUCAUUCUUGCUGUUCUUUUUAGAAUGGAACAAUUAGAUUGGAGAAGCUCUAGCAGCUUAGCUAAAUCAUUGGGAACAAUAGUAUCAAUUGCUGGUGCUUUAAUUGCAAUUUUAUACAAGGGUGCUGCAAUUCUGAAGGUACUGUCGCCUGCAAACUUAUCUCAGCAGCCACUUUCCUCACAAGAUUUUAAUUGGAUACUCGGAGGAUUAUUUCUUGCCGCUGAUUGUGUGAUGGCUUCACCAUUUACUAUAAUACAGGCUACUGUUCUUAAGAAAUAUCCAGCAGAGUUGAUUUUUGUAUUCUUUUAUUGUUUCUUUGUUGCCAUUCUCUCUGGUGUCACCUGUUUGAUUAUGGAAAGAGACAUCGGUGCUUGGAGCUUGGAACCCAAGCUAAGGUUGCUAUCAGUUUUAUACUCGGGAAUCUUUGGUUCUGUAGUUCACGUUGGUGUUACUGCUUGGUGUUUGCGCCAGACAGGACCUGUUUUUGUUUCCAUGUUCAAGCCCAUAGGAAUUGUCAUAUCGGUGGUUAUAGGCGUUGUCUUCCUCAGUGAUGCAUUCUAUCUUGGAAGUUUGAUUGGUGCUACUGCUAUUGUUAUUGGGUUUUAUUCUGUAUUGUGGGGUAAAUCCAAAGAUAUUGAAGCCACAAGCUUGGAAUCAAGCGGCAACCAGACCCCCCUUUUGAAGGAAAACAUCACUCAAGACAUAUAGUAGGGUGGCAUGAUUGUAGUACUAUAGAAGUGUUGAUACUAUACAUAUAUUUGUUUCAUGUAAGCAAACUUUUAUUUGAUAGAACAAGGUGUAUCUUGAUUAAGAAAUUCAUGUUACACAUAAUUUUUUGUUAGAAUCCUUAUAACUGCUAAACUUGUAUUCUUGUGUUGUAAUAAUAGCAGAAUUUGUUUGCCUAAGUAGAUGAGAUCAAAAUUCAUGUAUUGAACAUGUCUUCUGUGAGGCAAACAUACUGAAGUGCUGACUGCCUAGCCAACAUUGGCCACCGUA